Messenger RNA from Acanthisitta chloris (rifleman), 596 nucleotides. It is a transcript of the gene PGPEP1, whose product is annotated as pyroglutamyl-peptidase I. NCBI's taxonomy places the organism in Eukaryota, Metazoa, Chordata, Aves, Passeriformes, Acanthisittidae. Gene Ontology annotation, biological process: proteolysis. Gene Ontology annotation, cellular component: cytosol. The transcript has 4 exons. The annotation marks the transcript as partial. Gene Ontology annotation, molecular function: pyroglutamyl-peptidase activity. The record is from RefSeq and is a predicted model, not a curated record.
GGUUUGGGCCGUUUGGAGAACAUGCUGUUAAUGCCAGCUGGAUUGCAGUGCAGGAGCUGGAGAAGCUUGGCCUGGGGGAUGAUGUGGAUCUACAUGUCUAUGAAGUCCCUGUUGAAUACCAGACAGUGCAAAGACUCAUUCCUGCAUUGUGGAAGAAACACAGUCCCCAACUGGUGGUCCAUGUGGGAGUUUCAGGCAUGGCUACAACUGUCACCCUGGAGAAAUGUGGCCACAACGUAGGGUACAAAGGGUUGGACAACUGUCGUUUCUGCCCAGGCUCCCAGUGCUGUGUGGAAGGAGGCCCAGAAUGCAUUGACUCCAUCAUUGACAUGGACACAGUGUGCAAGAGGGUCUCAGCACUGGGGCUGGAUGUCACUGUCACCAUCUCCAAGGAUGCAGGCAGGUACCUCUGUGACUUCACUUAUUACACCUCCUUGUACCAGAGCUGUGGGAGAUCAGCAUUUAUCCAUGUGCCUCCCUUGGGAAAACCAUACUCUGCAGAACAGCUGGGCAAGGCCCUCCAGGCCAUCAUAGAGGAAAUGCUGGAAGUUCUGGAGCAUUCUGAAGACAAAAUCAAUUGUCAACAUGAACAUUGA